Molecule: messenger RNA, 870 nt
Organism: Babjeviella inositovora NRRL Y-12698
Lineage: Eukaryota; Fungi; Ascomycota; Pichiomycetes; Serinales
Product: rRNA-binding ribosome biosynthesis protein
Exons: 1
Coding region: 6-812 (268 amino acids)
Cellular component (GO): nucleolus; small-subunit processome
Molecular function (GO): small ribosomal subunit rRNA binding
Source: RefSeq, a predicted model, not a curated record
CAAAGAUGAAGCAAAAGAGAGCCAAGGCUUACAAGAAGCAGAUGGUCCUCUACCAACACGCGUUCAAAUUCAGAGAGCCGUACCAAACCAUCGUAGAUCACGAAAUCAUCCUCUACGCAGAAAAAGCCGAUGUCAAUCUCACCAAGGGCCUCACCACCACCAUCCAUGGUGAGGUCAAGCCGAUGAUUACUCAGUGCUGUAUGCAGGCGCUCUACGACUCCAAGAAUCAGGAGGCUAUUGAGUACGCCAAGACCUUCGAGCGUCGUCGAUGCAACCAUCCACCGACAGACCCGAUCCCCCCAUCUGAGUGCAUCAAGUCUGUGGUGGAUGUGAAGGGCGAAAAUAAGCACCGUUACGUUGUUGCCACCCAGGACGAAGUGCUCAGAAAAAAGUUGAAGAAAGUACCGGGAGUGCCGAUGGUGUAUGUCGAAAAGGGGGUAAUGAUCAUGGCGCAGCUCAGUGCCGCUUCCGCCAGACAUGCUGAGAGGUAUGAGAGGCUCAAGUUGACCGGUGGGUUGAACCAGAAGAAGGCCGGAUUAAACGUGCCGAUAGGUGCCUCAAAGCCGCCAAAGCCGCCCGUGGAUGGGAAGGUGGAGAAGCCAAAGAAGAAGACUGGGCCAAAGCAGCCGAAUCCGUUGAGUAUGAAAAAGAAGAGGGAAGAGCAGAAGGUUCAGGCUGUGAAGACUGAAGAGGUCCAGGAGGACGCGAAGAAGAGAAGAAGAAAGCGUGGUAAAGGUGACAAGUCCGGGACGAAUAGCGAGGCUGAGGGAAGUGCUGGGGAGGAGGCCGAAGAGGUUGCAGCCUCCGAAUGAUUUAAUGAAUGCUAAGUAUUAACAUAUUGAUAUUUGAAUUGUAAUAGCUAUAUUGGAG